Molecule: messenger RNA, 4767 nt
Organism: Meyerozyma guilliermondii ATCC 6260
Lineage: Eukaryota; Fungi; Ascomycota; Pichiomycetes; Serinales; Debaryomycetaceae
Gene: RIM15
Product: protein kinase
Exons: 1
Coding region: 1-4767 (1588 amino acids)
Biological process (GO): phosphorelay signal transduction system; peptidyl-serine phosphorylation
Cellular component (GO): nucleus; cytoplasm
Molecular function (GO): ATP binding; protein serine/threonine kinase activity
Source: RefSeq, a predicted model, not a curated record
AUGUCAACGCUACAUUCUGACCAAUAUGAGCUCUCAAAGCGAGAUUUGGACCGCUCCGUGUCUCCUCUUGAAGCAGCCAAUCUCAACAACUCCGUGUACGAUCUGGUAAGAGAACAAAUGAUGGAAAGUUCUAGUAUGGAUGGGUUCCAGGAGCAAAUAGACUUGCGAAUUGCUUCGUCUGAUAACCCUGCGGCGGUUAUGGAGUUGGAUAUGGAUGGGAAUGUGCGCUAUCUUAGCAAAAACUGGGAGACGAUUGUAGGAACAAAUAUCAAAAAGAUCAUCCACAGGUCAGUUUCCAAGAUUAUAAUAGGUGUUUCCGAUGAGGAUUUGAAGAUAUUCAACAAUGCAAUUCACCAUAUGGUUCAGGAUGAUGGAAGUUACAAGGUCAAAUUUGUCACGGCGACGAAUGAUAGAACCACAGUAUCGGACUCAGGAGGAAAGGUGACACCUACAAAUUCUCUCAACGAAAUGGUGGACGAGUCGGAGUUGCAGGUUCCUGAAUCUGAGAGUAUCAAGUACGAUGCAAAUGACAGCGACGACAAUUACCCCAGCUCGCUUAGUUCGCAGCUCUCCAACAAUGGUGAUAUCAUUGAAUUGGAAGCACAAGGCAUAUUGAUCCAUGAUCCCACAACCAAGCUACCCAGCCACUCAAUCUGGACAAUCAAGCCAUUUAUACAUGUGGAUGUUGAAUUGACUAUUCCUUCAAAACUAAGCAAUAUGCUAGGAUUCGGCUCAGAAAUACUCGAAGGGUACCUUUCCAAUCUACAAGAACUAGGCAUUAUCGAUGAAGAUUCCGUACCGCAACCCAAGCUUGUUCUCUGUCGAAUAUGCGAGCAGAAUAUACCCGCUUGGUUUAUCGAGCGCCAUAGCGAUUUGUGUAUUGUGGAACAUCGGUUUUCGGAAGAACUUCAAACUUGCCAUGAAUUAGUUGCUGAGCAACGCAAUCUCAUUUUACGCAUCUCAGACUCACUAUGGAUCCAGCUGCAAGGCACCUCAUUGACUGUCUCUUCAUCGAGUUCAACCAGCUCACUAAGUCUGACCAGCUCCACCUCUUCCCUCAUAAACAACUAUAAGGGUAUUCGACUACCAAUGCCUUCGUCUGACACCUCGUCUCCCAAAUUGGCAAAUCAGGCUCUUCCGGGGGUAAUGCUUAAUCCAUCUCCUCUUGGGGGUACAGUAACCAAUUCCAGACCCAGAAGCACAGCUCACCGCCGAUUCCCAUUUGGAAUUCUUCAACGACUUCUCGACCUAUGCGAUGAAGUUAUGCUCAUAAAUCCAGCCGACUCCGACGAUUCUGGCCAGUACCAAUUUUCUCCCAGUACAAAAGAGGCAAUGUCACAAGUGGAACGAUGGAAAACUAUUGAAACUACUGACCCUGCUUUACGGGCAAUGGUUGAAGAUACACAGCAAUUGGCUAGUGAUAAAAUCGAAACGGCCACUCGGUUUUUGUCGAUGCUCCAGUAUUCACAAAAGAUCAAGACUGAGGUUGACCAGCUAGUUCUUGCCGUGGUUCACGAAACCGUGACGAGGAUUCGUGAGCAAACUAUGGAAAACGAAAAGAGAGAACCUAUCAUGGGAAUGCUUAAAAGGGAGAACGAGAAGAGCGUUACACCUCCUGUGGAUCAGGAGAGCGCACAGCCAGACAAUCUUGAAGUUCAGAAGGCUCGGUCUCUCGCCUCACCAACAAUACAUUCUCCUCAACCAGCUCGUACUUUGAGCCCGACUUAUUUGGUUCAAGGUGAAAACCAGUCGAGGACCUCUAUAACACCCCACGAUAUCUUACUACGCAGUCACAGUCAGCAUCCGUCUGCUGCAUCGCUUCUUUCACAGAAUGUGUCUCCUAAUAAUGCUGGCGAAAAUAUCGCUGAGGUACUCAACGAUCUCGAUCUAAGCAAGAAAUCGUCAUUGUCGAAUAGCUCUUCGUUUUGUUCACCACGAAGGCAUCUUUCUCCAGCUCCAUAUCUUGAGAAGGGCAGUUUGUCUCUGCUCCAAAAGAAUACCAAUUCUCUUCCACACACCAACCCGCCUUCGCCUAUGAUUGAAGCCAACCACAGCGGGGAACCUGAGCUUCUUGGCACUCCAAUCUCUACAAAUUCGAACGAAAAACGCAAAUCAGAUUCUUCUGGCAUCACAAAUUUGCAUCUCAAUAUCAACCCAAGAAUGGCAUCGAUGAAACCACCACUCUCACCGCUCCUUGUUUCCCUGACUCCAACAGGAAAAUCGACCAGUGGCCAGAUAAAGGACUACGAAGUGCUCAAGGCUAUCAGUAAGGGAGCCUUUGGAUCAGUUUUCUUGGCCAAAAGGAAACUUACGGGCGAUUAUGUUGCUAUCAAGUGCCUCAAGAAGCGAGAUAUGAUUGCAAAAAAUCAAGUUUUGAACGUUCGCUCUGAAAGAGCAGUGAUGAUGAAGCAGGCAGAUUCACCCUACGUUGCUCAGUUGUACAGCUCGUUUCAAACGAAAGACUAUCUCUACUUGGUAAUGGAGUAUCUUAAUGGAGGAGACUGUGCAACCUUGCUCAAGAUGUUGGGAACAUUGGGCAACGAAUGGGCCAGAAGAUACAUCGCAGAGGUGGUAGUUGGUGUUAAUGAUCUUCAUGAGCGUGGAAUUAUUCAUCGUGAUUUAAAGCCAGACAAUCUAUUGAUUGACUCCAAGGGCCACCUCAAAUUGACCGACUUUGGUCUUUCUCAAAUGGGAGUGGUUGGCAGGAUGACACGAUCGCAUAGAAAGAGCAGCACUUCGGAGCAAGGUAUUGAGCUAUUCCGUCGAAGCUUACAGCAAGGAAACCAGAGUCCUUUGGCAAAUGUCAUAGGGCUUGGACUCGGUAGUGAUGACUCGCCAGGUUCAGCACACUCUACACCUAACGAAGGCAGUUCUGGGAACCACAAAAGAGUGUCGUCAGUAACUCCAUUUUCGUUGUCACCAGCUCUUGACUCAUCUAGAGACUCGAAAAGUUUUUCCAAUACUAGUGAAGGAGGCUUCAGAUUGAGACGUGGAAGGUCUGGGUCGAGAUCAGGCUCUAUAACCGGUUUAGAUUCACCAUUGGUUCGACCAUCAAUUCACAAGGACGGUUCUGAUAUGUCUUUUCCCUUCGACGAUGAUGAUUAUGGAUCGAGUCCAUCGACUAAUAUAGCACUUCCAACGUCGUAUGCGCUAUACGACCCCACUGAAGACAAGGAGCUCAAACAUUUCGUGGGGACCCCGGAUUACCUUGCACCAGAAACUAUCGAAGGAAUAGGACAAAGUGAAGCAUCUGAUUGGUGGUCUCUUGGAUGUAUCUUGUUUGAAUUCAUAUAUGGAUACCCACCUUUCCACGCAGACACACCCGAUGAAGUCUUCAAGAGAAUCUUGGCGUGUAAUAUUGACUGGCCUCCUUUAAGCCCACAAGAAGACAGAGAAGUGUGCCCUCCUUCAGCGAAAGAUUUAAUUGUUCAACUUCUCACGCUCGACCCCGAAAAGCGAUUAGGCUCCGAUGGUGCCCAAGAGAUCAAAAACCAUCCUUAUUUCAGAGGGAUCAACUGGGACACAUUAUUCGAGGAGAUACCCUCGUUUAUCCCCAAUGUUGAAGACCCUGAGUCUACAGACUACUUCGAUUCCAGAGGUGCAGAUAUUUCUCACUUCCCCAAAGAUGAAGACGAGGAGGACGGUGAAUAUUAUCACGGGCAACACCAGCUUUCGCCUCCAUUGAGCGCACCUCUUGCGGAGCCGUACGGAUCGAGUAUAGGUGGUUCUGGCACCCGAGAAAGAAGAAGCAGCAAAUUGGCAGACCCUAGUGAAUUUGGUUCGUUCCAUUUCCGAAACUUGUCUGUUUUGGAGAAAGCCAACAAGGACGUCAUAAACAGACUCAAGUCUGAGCAUUUGGAGCACCGAGGCAGUUUCUCGUCUUCGUCAUCUGAUUCCACUCCAUUAGGUCGUCCCAGAGGUUUAUCACUUUCCAAUAAUUCUGGUGGUUCAUCUGGAAGUCCUUUUAAGCGGCCAUUAUCACCUGGAGCAUUCUUGGCACAGCGAGUACCAUCGCCUCUGAAGACCGAACAGAGCCCAGCUACCACUCCGUCGUCGCAGAACUUUAAACACGAACGAAUGGGUUCGGCAGUUAGUGCCUAUUCCAGUGGUGACGAAUACCCAUUCGAAACUUUCAAGACUUCUGUGGUUCCAAGCGAGAAAACGAAAACGGGCCAUCGCCAUUCGUUGACUAAACAAGUGUUCACUAAGUCUGUCAGUGAGUUUUCUCCCUCUAGCUCCGACACAGAAGACUCGAUAUCUUCUGCUCUUUUGCGAGUCAGAAAACGAAGAGAAAGCUCAAGGAAACCCAGCGCUACCGGCAGCUUGUUCUCACGCAAUAGCAGCUCUGAUAUUCGAGCUCAGCACCGAGAGAUCGACGUCCUUUAUUGCGAGCCAAUUCCCAUCGUUCGUCAUACUAUUUCCAAGUUUUUGGAAGAGUUGGGCUGCAUUGUGGUUUCUGUUAGUGAUGGAGACGAGCUCAUUCGCAGAGCAACAAGUCAGGUCAAGUUUGAUAUUAUCUUUACGGCACUUAAAAUACCAAAGGUAGAUGCCAUGGAUGCCGUGAAAUUGAUCAAAUAUACCAGCGGUGUCAACUCCAAUACACCAUUGGUGGCCAUAACUGGUUACGCAAAAGACGCCCACCAAUCUGGAAUGUUUGCUGAGGUGCUUGAGAAGCCUCUUGAUCGAGGCCAAUUGCGUGUGGUGAUUUACAGAUUGAGCGUCGACGCCAAUGCCGUCGAGUCAGAUAGAGAAGAAGAUGCAGAGUAG